AACAGCAGCAGCAGGAUGCCAGCCCCGACGGCGGUGGCGGCUCUGGGCACCCUCUGCCUCCUGGCCUCAGCCCCGAUCCUCCUCCUCCUCUUCCUCCCGGCCGCCCAAGGCUCAGACCCUCCGGGGGCACCCCAAGCUCUGCCCCCCCGACGGCCCCCCGAGAAGCAGAGGAGGGAAGGAGCCAACGAGGAGGACCAGCCCCAAGGCAGCCAGACCCAACACCUGUGGUGAGAACUGCUGUCCUGGCUGGUCCCUUGGUCCCAAGACUGGGAAGUGCACCAAAGCUAUCUGCACCCCUCGAUGCCGGCAUGGGGGCCAAUGCAAAGCCCCCCAGCAGUGUACCUGCCGCCCAGGAUUCACGGGGCCCCGCUGUGAAUUCACCGCUGCCACCACCACAUUGACCCCACAGUUCACCAAGCCACCUCUGCAUUCUGCGGCUGUGCGUUGGCAGCCUCUGACACUGACGGAGCUCCAGAUUGUGCUGAAGAGGCGAAAGGCUUUGGACCCCUCUGAGAAGAUGGCUGUGAUCCUGGCCCAGCACCUGGCCUCCCACCCUGAUGGUGGCCGCAAUGACCCUCCUGGACAUGCUGCCCGAGCAACUCGAAGGCCCCACGUCCUGUGUCCCCUCAUCUGCCAAAAUGGGGGAGUCUGCCUCAAGAAGGACAAGUGUCUCUGCCCCCCCAACUGGACCGGCAAGUUCUGUCACAUCCCAGCCCUUCCGCAUUCCCACGGCCAGGCCCCCAUGCGCCGAGAGACUGACACACAGUCGGAUGGGAGAGCACAGUCGGUCACCAAGUCUGUGCACACCCUCCCCAUCGCCAACCACCGCCAAGAACGUGAUGGUGUGGCAUCAAUGGUGAACGUCCAUGUAGAACAUCCCCCUGAGGCCUCUGUCACCAUCCACCAAGUGGAGCGGGUCAAUGAGGAGCCACCAGGGGACAACAAUGCCCUCCCAAUUUCCCGCCCAGCCCUCUACAGCAUCCUGGCCCAGAGCAGCCCUCGGGACCCUGGCGGCGGCUACGGCGAGAACUCCGGCUUUGGCUACUGCUUCAGGCAGCUCAGUGGCGGAGAGUGUAGUGCUCCCCUGCCUGGCUUGCGAACCCGUGAGAUCUGCUGCCGUGGGGCUGGUCUUGCCUGGGGUGUCCAUGACUGUCUGCCCUGCAACAAUGGUGGCCUAGGAGACACUAGUCCAGUGGGAAGGAAUGAGGUGGCCUGCCCCAAAGGGUUCCGACGAUUGAACGGUUCCUGCAUUGAUGUGGAUGAGUGCCAGGAGGGCAACUUCUGCCAGAAUGGCGAGUGUACCAACACACGUGGCAGCUUUGCCUGCGUUUGCCACGAGGGCUACAUCCUUGACUCAUCCCGCAGCAGCUGCAUCUCCCAUCAUGUCAUCUCUGAGGCCAAGGGUCCCUGCUUCCGGGUGCUGCGAGAUGGCGGGUGCUCCCUGCCCAUUCUGCGCAACAUCACCAAACAAAUCUGUUGCUGCAGCAGGGUGGGCAAGGCCUGGGGACAUGGCUGUGAACGCUGCCCAGCUUUUGGCUCAGAUGGAUUCAAGGAGAUCUGCCCAGCUGGCCCUGGCUACCACUAUUCAGCCUCUGACCUCCGCUAUGACACUCGCUUCCUUGGCCAAGAUCUGCCCCGGGUGCCAAUCAGCCGCCAGCAACCAGGACGGGAACCUGCUCCCCGGCCUCCGCGGACAACAGUGGCACCAGCUAUCAUCCGCUGGACCCCACCACCCACUUCCCUGCUGGGACGUCAACCUCCCUGGCUGGUGCCCACUGUACCACCUGGACCUCCCGAGCCUUCUCUGCCAGAGGUUGGCCAAGGUGUGUGUGAGCGGCGCCCCCAGGUGUGUGGGCCAGGACGUUGCAUCCCUCGCCAGGGUGGCUACACCUGUGUCUGUGAGCGUGGCUAUUGGCUGAGCCCUCAAGGCACCCACUGUGUCGAUGUGGAUGAAUGCCGACGCAGCCCUCGCCCUUGUGCUGGUGGGCGCUGUGAGAAUUCAGUGGGCAGCUUCAGCUGCAGGUGCCGGGCUGGCUACCAGGCUGACCUAUCUGGAGCAGAGUGUCAAGACAUUGAUGAGUGUGCCAAAACACCACCACCCUGUGCCAACGGACAGUGUUACAACACACCAGGCUCCUUCCGAUGCUCCUGCCCCAGUGGCUAUCAACUUGAUCCAGUAGGCUUUGAAUGCCAAGAUGUUGAUGAGUGCUCCCAAAUUCCCCUGCCAUGUGCCCGUGGGCGCUGCCAAAAUACACCAGGUUCUUACCGUUGUGCCUGCCCCUCUGGCUACCAGCCUGGCCCCACUGGCACAGAGUGUCUGGAUGUGGAUGAAUGUCGGGAGAGUCCUCCAAUCUGCCAGCCAGGCCGUUGUGAGAAUGUUCCAGGCGGGUACCGCUGCACUUGCCCAAUUGGCUAUCAGCCCAGUCCACAAGCAACACAGUGCAUUGAUGUGGAUGAAUGCCAGCAAACCCCUCCGCCAUGUGGCUCUGGACGCUGUGAGAAUGUGCCCGGCGGCUAUCGCUGCCUCUGCCCCGCUGGAUUCCGGGCCAGUCUCACUGAGAACCAGUGCUUGGAUAUUGAUGAGUGUUCGACAGGGUCACCCUGCGGCCCCCAGGGACGGUGCUUCAACACAGAGGGCUCAUUCCGCUGCCAGUGCAACCGGGGCUAUCGGACAGAGGGUACAGGGGCAUCUUGUGUGGAUAUUAAUGAGUGCCUGGAGGGAGACUUUUGCUUCCCGCGGGGAGAAUGUCUCAACACGGAUGGCUCCUACACCUGCCUGUGUGCCCAGGGAUUCACCACUGCUCCCAAUGGAGCCUCCUGUGUGGACAUUGAUGAAUGCCAGAGUGGCACUGCAUGUGCCGGUGGCCAUUGUGCCAACACAGAGGGCUCUUUCGAUUGCUACUGCCCACCUGGUACCCGCAGCAGCCCCAACAAAGCUUCCUGUGAAGAUAUCGAUGAGUGCCAGGAGUAUGGGGCAGCACUCUGUGGGUCACAGCGCUGUGAGAACUCUGCUGGCUCUUAUCGCUGUGUUGCCCAUUGCCAGGCAGGCUACCGAACCAGUGCUACAGGAGAUUGUGUUGACAUCAAUGAAUGCCAGGAGUAUGGGACCAGCUUGUGUGGGGAAAAGCGUUGUGAGAACACUCUGGGUUCUUACCAUUGUGUGGCCAGCUGCCAGACUGGGUACCAAGCCACAGCUGCUGGGGACUGCCUGGAUGUGGACGAGUGCAGGAACAGCUCACUGUGUGGUGCCCAUGCUGUGUGCCACAACCUGCCAGGAUCCUUCCAGUGCAUCUGUGACCAAGGUUAUGAGAGCGCUAGGGAUGGGCGGCACUGCCUAGACGUGAAUGAAUGUGAGACACUGCAAGGGGUGUGUGGAGCUGCACCAUGUGAGAAUGUGGAAGGCUCCUUCCUUUGCAUUUGUCCAAGGGCUGGUGAAGAGUUUGACCCCAUGACUGGACGCUGCAUUGCUCUGCCGGGUGCUGCACGUCCUCCAGCCAUACCCAGGCGGCCAGAGGUUUCACGGCCAGAAUCCCGGCCUUCUGGGACCGGUGACAGCCUUCGCCGUGAGUGCUACUAUGACCCCAACGCAGCACAAGCCUGUGAAAACGUAUUGUCCUGGAACGCGACGCGCCAAGAGUGUUGCUGCAGCCUUGGCCAUGGCUGGGGCAUUGACUGCCACAUCCAGGUGUGCCCCUCCCCAGGGACAGUGGAAUACCAGGCCUUGUGCCCACAUGGCAAUGGCUAUGCUGCCUCCAUCGCUGGAAGUGUCUCGCCCGUUGCAGAUGUGGAUGAGUGCUCUCUCUUCAGCACUCAGGUGUGCAAAGGUGGGGUCUGUGUGAACAAGAGCCCUGGCUAUACUUGCUACUGUCCCAAUGGCUACUACUAUGAGACACAACACCUGGAAUGCAUUGAUAAUGAUGAGUGCCUCGAUGAGGAGACGGAGCCCUGUGUGGGAGGACGUUGCAUCAACACCAUUGGUUCCUAUUACUGCUCUUGUGCUGCUCCACUGGUUCUUGAUGCCUCCCAACACCGUUGUGUCACCAACGAUAGCCAAAGCUUGGAUGACAACCUGGCUGUGUGCUGGCAGGAAGUGGGGCCUGACCUGGUGUGCAGCCGACCCCGUUUGGACCGCCAAGUUACCUACACAGAGUGUUGCUGCCUUUAUGGGGAAGCAUGGAGCAUGGACUGCGCCUUAUGUCCAGCUCGCGACUCAGAUGACUUUGAAGCUUUGUGCAAUGUCCUCCGACCCCCCAGCUAUGGGCCUGUGCGCUCGGGAAGUCUGGGACUGCCUUUCGAGUAUGGUGGUGGCGAGUUCUUGCCCUACGGCCCGGAGAUCUUUGCUCCUCCACCCCGCCCUCCUCCCCGACUUCCUGACUAUGACCCUUUCCCCCGGGACUCUCUCUACGGCCCCUCACCCUAUGAGGCCACAGACUUUGAAGACCUUCCCUACAGCGAUCCACGCCAAGAGGGCCCUCCUGAGCACAUCCGAGGGGGAUAUCGGCCCCGUAGCCCCCCUGAGCCGGAAUGGGACUAUCCCCCGCGUAGCGGUGGGAGUUCCUACCCUGAACGGCCAGGUCGGGCCAGCGAAGAUUAUGGCCGCUAUGAAAGCUUUGGAGGUCUUGAGUCCGAGGAGUGUGGGAUCCUGAGCGGCUGUGAGAAUGGCCAGUGUGUUCGCAUGGCAGAUGGCUUCACCUGUGAUUGCCAUGAGGGUUACCGCCUGGACCCAACUCGUAUGACCUGCAUGGAUAUUGACGAAUGCAGUGAGACAGAGGGGCUCUGCCCAGGCGGCCGCUGCCUCAACAUGGACGGCUCCUACCGCUGUUUGUGCCCGGUUGGUACUGUGCCCACUGGCCAGCCUCCCCGCUGCGUCCCUGCCUCCCGCAGUCGUGCCUGAGCUGAGCUGCAAAGGGUGGCCCAAUAUUUAUUACUUGUAUAGAUUGGGGAUUGGGGGAGGGAAGGGAGGGUCUCUUAGGAAAGAGGGAAAUGUUGGCAAUUUCUCCUCUCUCCCCUUCGGUGAAUAGAGGAGGCCCCUCUGAGCUGCCACAGGAAGCAAAGAGCUGCCAUGCUUGCCUGGGAGGCAGUUAAGAGAAGCACUUACAUGGAAAAAAUGAGCGUACCUCAUCUGCAAGGCAGUGGCUCAAGGGAGUCAGGGGAAAGAGGAGGAUGCUCAGUCUGACCUGAUCCUAAUUCAUACAGCCAGUAGAAUGGGGAGAAAGCAGAAGAGGUGGGAAAUAAUGGGAAAAUGUGAUAAAGCCCAUCAUCCUCAGUUGAAGUUGCCAACAAAAUGGAAGUUCCAGAGGGGGCAUCCCUCAAACCGAACUCCUCCCCUCCCCAGGGACUUGUAUUUACAGUAUUAAACCAAAGCUGCCUUGCCAUUCUGCACUUGGGCGUUAAGCCCACAUAUAUAACUUUUGGGAUGUUUUGGAAGGAGAUAUUCAGAGCCUUUUUCUACAAUGGCCCCCGAUCCCCAUGCAAGACAAGUUCUUACUGCCAGCAUGUGCCCCUGUGGACAUUUAAUGGCUGGGGAAGGAUAGGUGACACUUGGUAGAGUUUGUCAGCUGUAGUUCCGAAGCCAACCUGGAGAAAGUAGAAUAUAUCACUGUGGGCUGCUUUCACAUUACACAUUUAUAGCACUGUGAUGCCACUUUCAGUGUCAUGGCUACAAAAUUUGGAGGUGGGGUGGUUGUGUGUUGUAGUUUGCAAAUCCCAGGUUUCCAUCGGAUGCAAUUAAAAUAGAAUCACAGAGCUAUAACAAGUGUCACGUGAAAGGGCCCCUGACAGACGAUGGCACCUGGAGGGAAAUAUCUGAGUCCCAUUCAUGCUACACAAAUAUAAUGCUGCUCUUCAACUGCCAGCACUAUGUAGUGGUUUGAGUACAGGUACCAAGGUUUGGUUCCCAGCUCCAGCCAUUAAACCAAGUUACAUGCUCUCAGCCUCAGGGAAGGCAAUGGCAAAUCUUCUCUGAACAAAUCUUGCCAAGAAAACCCCAUGAUAGGGUUGCUUUAGAGUCGCCACAAGUUGAAAAUGACUUGAAAGCACAUCACAACCACAACUCAAGUAAGUGCUGUGGCUACAUCCUGUGGAAUCCUGGGGAAUGUAAUUUGGUGGGACACCGGAGCACUCUUAAGAAAUCUAAAUGCUCCUCCCAAAACUGCCACAUCCAGGAUUUCAUGGAUAAGAACCAUAGCAGUUAAGUGGAAUAAUAGCACUAUAAUUGUGUUGUGUGAAUGGGCCCUGCUCUCUUUUCUCAGCUAAAGGCUCUGCUUCCUCUCUUACCCAAUAUGUGGCCAGCAGGAUGCAUGCCGGCCAUUAGAAGAGAAGUCCUACAGAGAUAUGCUAACAUGAGGAAUGUCCCAUGAACACACAGAACAUACAUUUUAUACAGACCAAGUUCAGCAAAUAUAUUUUUAGAAAUACAGUCUGUUUAUAUUUGUGUAUACGUCCAACUCAUGCUCAUAACCUAUGCAUUCCCCCUGCUAUUUUCUCUCUGUUUCCUCCCUUUUCUUUGUAUGCAUACUUUAAAAAUCCAUUUCUUUUAAAAGAAACUGCUCUAUGAGCAUGAUGUGGAAUUCCUGCCAACAUUUCCUUCACUGGAGCCACACUGAUAAGAAGUCUGUACACUUUGAAAACUGUUUCCAGAGUACGCAAAGUUUUUAUCCGUCUGUCCCUGCUAAAGGAAUUCUACAGACUUUCCAAAACCCGUUGUGCAUUUUAACAAAUGCAGGCACUUAGAAGAUUCUUCUCCUUUUGUUUGUAGUCGAAAUAACAGACUACCGUAUUGGGAGAAGGUGGGGAAUCAACUAAGCAGAAACUGGUAUUAGUCCCUUGCCAAGAUGGACUCCCUACAAAGGAGAGGGUAAUGUCCAGUUCCCAGGGAGUCCCCCAAACCUCUUGGCAGUCCCCCCAACAUUUUGGAGAAAACAUAUCUUGAUUUUUGGGCAAUUCACUCCAAAACCACAUACAAAUGUGACAGUUUGUCAUUUUACCUUCCCCAUACUACUCCUCACACAUUUCCCCACCUCUAGAAAGACUUGCCACGAGGCGGCAUGGCUUAGUGGUUUGAGCAUUGGACUAUGGAGACCAGGGUUCAAAUCCCCACUCAGCCAUGGAAACCCAAUGGGAGUCCUUGGGCAAGUCACACAGUCUCAGCCCCAGAAAACCCUGUGAUGAGGUCUCCUUAGGGUCACCAUAUUUUAGUCAUACAGCAACAACAAAGAAAGACUUGAUUGUUGACAACAGGAUUGGCUGCUUCCCAUCUCCAGGCAAUACAGAGGGGGGCACUGCUGCGUCACCAUCACCACUGUUACUGGAACAAUAAACCUUUUUUAU
Sceloporus undulatus (fence lizard) is the source of this 7329-nucleotide messenger RNA. RefSeq names its product latent transforming growth factor beta binding protein 4 (gene LTBP4). The transcript is spliced from 33 exons. Lineage: Eukaryota; Metazoa; Chordata; Lepidosauria; Squamata; Phrynosomatidae. The record is from RefSeq and is a predicted model, not a curated record. Gene Ontology annotation, molecular function: calcium ion binding; transforming growth factor beta binding. Bases 518 to 4894 code for a protein of 1458 amino acids.